UGUCCGCUGUCAAUCUCGAUUCCGCUUGGUAGCGGGGGUCGAACGGAACUGAACAUACAAAAGUAUAGCAUUACACCAAAAUGGAAGGCGCUGGUGCUUAUGGCGGUGCUAAAGCAGGAGCUCCUUUCGACCCCUUCACAUUUGUACAAAGGCCGCAAGUGAUAUUAAGAGCAGUAUGUCUGCUGUUUGCGAUCAUCGUGUUUGGCUGCAUAUCCUCCCAAGGCUGGAUGUAUGAUGAGAAGGAGAAACGGGAAGUAUGCCUCUACAACCGUGACGCGAGUGCAUGCCACUACGGAACCGGUGUGGCAGUUCUGGCAUUCCUAGCAUCCAUCGGAUUCCUGGUGGGUGAAUUCCUGUUCGAGCAAAUGUCAUCUGUCAAGACCCGUAAACACUAUGUCUUGCUAGACCUUGGAUACUCAUCGGCCUGGACUGUGCUGUACUUCAUCGGAUUCUGCUACCUGGCCAACCAGUGGAGCAACGCUGAGACUCCUGAAGGGAACUACGGAGUGAACAAUGUUCAGGCUGCCAUCUGCUUCUCUUUCUUCUCCAUCUUCACUUGGGCUGGCUGUGCUUGGUUUGCUUACCAGCGAUUCCGAGCUGGAGUGGACACCGCCUUCGCCCCGAGCUACGAGGCUGACCCUAGUUCUCUCCCCGGGGCCGCCUACACCUCCUACCCUGGGGGACCAGACAGUGAUACUGGCUACCAGGAGGCCCCCUUCAGCGGAAACCAGCAACGGGGUCCAGGUGACUACCAAGCCCCUGCUUAUUAAACAAGCAGGUGAAAAGUUGCCGACCUUGGAGUGAUGGAGUUCAGGCUGUUCAGCAAUACCACAAAAACCACUUCUCGCUCUUAUAGAUCAACAUGUUCCACUCUUACAAAUAAAGAUAUUCCCUUCUUCUAGACCAAGACUUCCCACACCUGCAGUCCAAAACCUCACACUCUAGUAUACCAAGAUUUCAUAGUCUUAUAAACUAAGGUCUUGUAGACCGUGAUUUGCAGCUCAUAUAGACAAUGACAUUCCACUCUUUGAGAGGGUGAUUGUAUACUCUUCUAGACUGAAACCUACUUCAAUGUUAGUCAAAGGCAAACUUAUUUAAUCUGGCCACUACUUCAUUUCUAAGCAAAUAAUUGGUUUUUACUCUGUUCAGAACAAUGUAUAAUUUGGGACAUUUAUAUUAAUACUAAUCCCAUUUACAAAUAUUAAAAUAACAUCUUAAACCGAUUUCAUUACUUAUUUAGUCCUUAGAUCAUGAUUUCUUCUUUAUAUUACCCAUUGAAACCUGACAGUAUUAUAAUGUACAAUAAAUAAAUAUAGCUUGUAAUGAUUUUAUUUUCUUUUGGAAAAAGGUUUCUUAUGUUAAUAAUGUAAUAAUUGAAAGAUUCUUGAGUACCUGUCUUGACUUCAUAAUCAUAAUUUCCUUUCAUUUAAUCAGAAACAAAUUUACAACUGUUUGUUUGGGUUCCUUGCUAAAAACACAUGUUAUAAAUGGAGAAAUGGUUUUUGUGGUAAAAAGAAAGAAGUUGACAAUACUUAAUUAGUGGGAAAAUUAUUUUUUGAGAGUUUAAAAUGUUAACUGUCGGUAUUGAAUUGGCUUUGGUGUGAUUGUGCUAUCAGUUUUUGAAGGCACAGCAAUCUUGUAAAAGUUGUGUGUAUAGAGCAUAAUUCAAAAUACAUAUUUUAGGAUACCAACCAUCAGUGGCAUUAGUUUAGGAAUGUGAAAAAGUGUCAAGGCUGAAGUGGACAGCACUGAGAAAGUUUUUCUUUAUUUUGAAAACUUUUAAUGAUUGCAUCUGUGAAACAAUACAUUACUAAUACAUUCUUUAAUCAUUGGUGAUGGAUUAAACUUAACCAAAUUGGUGAAUAAAUUGCAUACAUGAAGACAACUAAGCAAAUAGAGAUUUAAAUACCAAUUAAGAGGAAUAAAAUCAGCACACCAAUAAAGCAGCCUAAACUAAGGCCAUUUUGUAUAUAACACCUCGGUUGUAUAUUUGUAUAGUGUUGUAAACUUUUAACACUUUAUAGCACAAGUGUUGAAAAUGCAGCAGAAUAGUAACAUAUUUUACAUGUAAACCAACCAAACGUGUUUCAAUACAUCUAUAUUUCAAAAUCCUGUAACUAUAAAAAUUAAAUAGUAUUUAUAGCUAGAGUUCUUAAAGUAGUAGUAAAUAAAACAUAUUUUUAGCUAUGAUAAUAGCCAGAAAAAGCUAUUGCCGGUUUUCUUUACUCCAUUUAUAAAAAUAUUUUCAUGCUGUACAGCUUGUUGGCAGAUACAAAUAAUGGUGAUUUUUACCGUUUCAGUAAUCCCUGAUUGGUGUAUGAAAUCAAGGUAAUGUUAAGAACUGUAUAUACUUGAGGUUGAGAUUUUUACGUUUUGUUUCAAAUAGUAGGAGAAAAUAAUUGUGUAAAUACUUAUCAACCGUGAUCUGUUAGAGGACAAAUAUUGCAUUGUGGGAUACAUGGAAUGAUCAUAAGUUUACCUCCUGCUAGGUUUUAACCUUUCGCUGUCAGACAUUUUACUGAGUUACAUGAGAAAACUGUUAUGUGUUUAGUCAAAUGUAUGGUUUUACAAAACCUGUGCUAAAUUUUUAUUUUCAUAUUAAAUUUAGCAAAUCAAAUCAAAUAAUUAAGUAAUUCCUGAUUGAUGUAUGGAAUCAAUUCGUGCAUUUAAUGUUUAAAUCUUCAAAUAAAAAUUUGAAACUUUAAAAAUUAAAAUACUUGCAUGAAUAGUGAAAAAAUUAUUGUUUUCAAAAUAUGAACAAGGUAGGAUUACACCACAUAAAGUUUCAUGUAACAGGCUUUGCUGAGGUUGUAUGUAAACUUUUAAGUCUAUAAUUGCAUAUGACAGAUGUUAAAAUGUCAUAUAUUAUACUUAAUUUAUUUACAAAUUGAAUUAUUCUGUGAUUUUCUUGCUGUUAUACACAAGACUAAUGUAAAAAUGUUCACUAACGCUCAGCCAAAUCCUAUGGAGUGACUUACACCAUCACCAAACUUAAUAUUGUCUGUAUAGAAAUGAAGUGUCAUGCAAAAUUUCAAGUCUAGGUAAAUUCGUUCUCAAGUUAUUGAGUGGUCAGAUAGACAGAAAUGAAAUCUGUUUGGUCAAUCAAGUGAUAUGCUUCACCCAAUUACAAAGUAAACUUUGGUAACGAGUAUAUUCAUUAAAGAGCUAACUACAAACUUUUAGUAGUUAUAAAAUUUACAUGAAAAACAUAGAAAUAAUCCAAAGAUACGUACAGUUGUAUAAUUCCAAAGACGUUUAAAAUUAAUUUUCAUUAAGCCAUUCUAUAUUUUUGUAUAUAGUUUCAUGGUGAUUAGAUCCAUAUAACAUAUUUAAAAACAUUUUUGGAGACGUCUGACGUAUAGGAGGUCAACAGCGAAAGGGCUGAAAGGAAUCCGAUACCAAACAAAGGCUUAACCUGUUGUAAAAUUUUUACUGUGAGAUCAUUAUUGUAUAUUGAUUUGAGUUUGCUUCCCUAUAAAUUUAAAAUGUUGAGUCACUCUUCUCCAAGUUGACUAUUUCUACCUGUAACCAUUUUAAAAUUUGCAAGGAGCAAAUUCAAUACUGGCUUACUGUUUAAAAUUCUUACAAAUUAAACAUGCUCUAAUUAAGUCAAAAUUUUAAAAAUUUAAUUGAUCUCACUUCAGUCGAUGAACUGGACAUACAUUAUUUUCUAAUUUAAUUUAUUAACUCUUUGAGGAAUUGAAGCAGAAAUACAGAAUAAAUGCUCUUGAUCAUUUAGGUAAAAGCCUAUUCUAGCAUUGUUGAUUAUCGUAUAUUGAACAAACCUUAAUACCACAUCUAGUCUAGUAAGUGUCAAUGUUACCAUAGCAUAAUAAAUGUGUAGAAUUAGCGUGACGGUUUAUAUUUUAUUUUUAUGGCUGUGCAUAUUGGAUUGUCAGAAGUGAUAUGUUUGAAUUAGCUUUAGUCCAUUUGUUCUUUACAUGUGAUAAAAUAUUUUUAAGUUUUAUUUUGCUUAUUAAUUUUAUAAUAAUAUUAAAUUUUUAAUUUCUUACUAUUAUUAUGUAAAAAAAAUGUUUUAUUUUUUGUUGCUUUUUACAAGCAAAGUACAAAUGUCAUAUGUAUAUUACAUGAUUGUAUUUGUUUGUGCUAAAUAAUAAUUUUGAUUAAAAAAUGAAAUAUGACUCUUAUCAUACAUAGCUUAAUACAUUUUACACAAUAAUGAAAACAACAAUACCUAUCCACUGCCAAAUUUUAAUAAUUAAACAAUUAUUUUUCUCUAUAUACGUUUUGAUUGAUCUAAAACUGGAAAUACUGAUUAGUAUUAGAAACCAGAGCAGUAUGAUUUUUUGUUGCAGUCAAAUUGUUUUGCUUGAGCUGAAACUGUGUGAAAUGUGCCAAAACAAGCAGUGCUGAAUAAAAAAAAUAAUUUAUACAAUCUUAUUAAAAUUACUUAAAUAGAAUUUUGAAAGUGAUCUCCAAUGCACGGUUUGUUUGGAACUUAAAAUUUUUUUUAAUUUUAUAUGUUGCAUCUUUAUAAAAAUCAGAUAAAAUAUAAGUGUAUAACAAAACAACUUAUUGUUUGUUUUGGCACAAACUGUUGUAUUGUUUACUGUUCACUAGGUACAGAAAGUUACCAACCAUUUAACCAACAAUGUUCAUUCAGUUAUAUUUUUUACAAUUAAUAUCACUUAAGAAAUGUUGAAUAUUGUUUAUAAGAGUGAAAUUCCAUAAAUAUUUGUGUAUCAAAGAAUAAAUAAAGUAUUUAAUGUUACCAAAAUUA
Molecule: messenger RNA, 4741 nt
Organism: Homalodisca vitripennis (glassy-winged sharpshooter)
Lineage: Eukaryota; Metazoa; Arthropoda; Insecta; Hemiptera; Cicadellidae
Gene: Syngr
Product: synaptogyrin
Exons: 5
Coding region: 81-770 (229 amino acids)
Cellular component (GO): neuromuscular junction; synaptic vesicle membrane
Source: RefSeq, a predicted model, not a curated record